AUGGAGGAUCGAGAAAAGGUACAAGAUUUUUCUUCUCGUGUUUCCACUAUUGUCAAUCAAAUAAAAAGCAGCGGAGAUGAAAUCAAAGAUAAAAAGGUUGUUGAAAAGGUUCUUCGAAACCUUCCUCAAAAGUUCGAUCAUGUUGUUGCUGCGAUUGAAGAAUCGAAAGAUUUAUCCAAGAUGACAAUAUAUGAGUUGACUGGAUCUCUUCUAGCACAUGAGCAAAGAAUUGAUCACUUUUUUACUCCAUCAACUGAUCAAGCCUUCAAAUCCAAUCAAGUACCAGAAGCGUUUCAAGAAGUCAUCACAACAAAUUUGGUAAGAAAAAUGAGAAGACAUUUGGUUGGAAAGGCAAAGCACCACAACAAUGAGAAGUCAAAAAGUCAAUGGUAUCUUGAUAGCGGUGCUAGCAACCAUAUGACAAACAAUAAAGAUAUAUUUGUGGAGCUCAACUCGGACAUUACUUCAACCGUUGUUCUUGAAGAUGGUUCUUAUCAAGAUGCGAAAAGAAAAGGAACCAUUGGUGUUACAACUUUGGGAGGUAACAAAAAGCCUUUCACGGAUAUUCUAUAUGUCCCUAAUAUUUCAUAUAAUCUUCUUAGUAUUGGACAACUUAUUAAGAAGGACUUCUCGGUAUAUUUUGAUUAUGAAAGAUGCAAAAUAUUUGACAAAAUGAAGAAUGUGGUUGUGGAAACUGUCGAAAUGAAAGAUAAGACCUUUUCUCUCACAUUUCCAUUGAAAAGUGACUGUGCAUUAAAAAUGGAAAAUGAAGAUUUGUCUAAACUUUGGCAUCUUCGACAUGGUCAUCUAAAUCAACGGGGACUUUAUUUGCUAAAACAGAAAAAUAUGGUGGUUGUACUUCCUUCUAUUCAAGUGAUAAAUGAUAAGACCGGGGUCCUAAGCCUUGGGUUCGUUUUUCUCGGUCGGGGUCCAAAACCCUCGGUCGCACCCAUUGGUCUAGGCUAA
Molecule: messenger RNA, 966 nt
Organism: Impatiens glandulifera
Lineage: Eukaryota; Viridiplantae; Streptophyta; Magnoliopsida; Ericales; Balsaminaceae
Exons: 2
Coding region: 1-966 (321 amino acids)
Source: RefSeq, a predicted model, not a curated record